GUUUGCCAAACUGUCAAAGUCGCGGCGUUGUUUUCAAUGUGUUUUCACCGCUUUUUCUGCGCUUUCCAGUGAAAAUUCUCGUGGAAAAUGCUGAAGAGAGUGUGGGGAAACACUUGCCGGAUGUGUCUGGAGAACAAGAUCCAGUGCAUCGACACAGAUGUUCCGGGAACGUUUAAGGAUUAUGUGUCAACAAUAUUGUUAGAGAUUUUCCAAAUUACAAUUGUUCCUGAGGAGAAUCUGCCGCAAGAGGUGUGCUUUGACUGCUUCGCAAAGUCCAACUCUCUGUGGCAAUUCCGGCAGCAAGUGAUUGAGAAUCAACAGUUGUUGCUUCAGCAGGUCCCGGAAAGUGCUGUUGUUGCCAUAGAGGAGUCAGAUUAUGUGGAGUCAGAGGAGUAUCCGGGCGAGGAGGAGCUUGAUGAUGGUGUGUUGAAGGAGGAAUAUGGGAUUGACGAGGAGACUGCAAUUGAGGAGGAUAUUAUUGUCGAGGAGCCUUGGGAAGAGGAUUACAGCUUGGCAGAGGAAUCUGCCAUUCAGGCGGAUGUUAUGGAGCUGAUUGAAGAGUCUGCAGAUGAGGCGCCGCCAGUGCAGGAGGAGUUGAUUGAGAAGCCGACGGAGGAACAGCAAUCAAAGAAGCGAAAGUGGGAGAAAAAUCCAAAUGUUGACAGUGUUCUUCUCGAGCACUUUCCCCAAUUGGCCACUGUCGUCUGUCCGCUGGACAACAUGAGUUGGUCAGAGAAGGAUGAACUGCUGAGGGAAUUUGUGAAGCUGAAGUGCAGAGAUUGCGACAGUGCGCAAGCAUUUUCCACCUUCGACGACUUGCAGGAUCACUACAGACUGAAGCACAGAGAGAAGCGCUGCAUCGUGGAGUGCUGUGGGAAGGAUUUCUCUCGCAGGGAUCUGCUGUACGCUCAUGUGGUGGUUCACAAGUAUCCCGAUGCGUUCUCCUGCUUCGUGUGCAAGCGUCAAUUCAAGGGCAAGGAGCUGUUGAAGAAGCAUCUCUUCACGCAUCUGCCGUACGAACUGCGGCCGCUGCAGUGUGAGAAGUGUGACAAGAAGUUCCUGGCCAACAAUCAGCUGCGCCUGCACAUGCUGGGCCACACGCAGGAGCGACGCAAGUCACCGGCGAAACGGCGCAGCUUCCCGGGCAUCACCUGGGCGGAGGGCGAGGAGACCGUGGAGGAGGAAGUGAUGGACGAUGGCACGGAGAUGUACAAGAGUAUCAUUGACAACAAGAUGAGAAUGUACGACAAAGAUCGCGCAAUCUACGAACACUUCCCCGACUUUGACUACAUCGGCUCCACAUCAGCGUCCGUGCCGCUGGAGGAGCGAGAUGAGGUGAUAAGGCGCUUCGUGACGCUUCAGUGUCAAGAGUGCGACGCCCGGCCGACUUUUCCCACCUUCGAGAUGCUUCAGGAUCACUACGCCGAGCAGAAUCACACCAAUCAACCGUUCGUGGUGUGUUGCAACAAGAACUACUAUCGCAAGGUGAAUCUCAUCAACCACAUCACCUUCCACGUGAAUCCCAACGUGUUCGCGUGUCCCGUGUGCGCGCAUCAGUCGAAGAGCAAGGAGCUGCUGAAGAAGCACCUGUACACGCACCUGCCCAAGGCCGUGCGGCCGCUGGAGUGCGCUCAGUGUGGCAAGAAGUACGUGACGAAGGCGCAACUGCGACUCCACGUCGCCAGUCACGUGCGGAAGGAGGACAGAUCGCACGAGUGUCCGGAGUGUGGCAAGAAGUUCGCCUACGACUUCGCCCUGGAAACCCAUCGACGAUCACACAGACGCGUGCCGGAUUAUGUGUGUGAGAUCUGCGCCAAGACAUUCACGGGAAAGAGCAACUAUCAGGACCACAAGAUGCGCCACCACGAAAUCCCCGAGCCUGUUGUGUGUCCGAUUUGUGAGAACACGUACAAGAACAAGAUCAGCCUGCGAAGUCACAUGGCAUUGCACACGGAUCUCCGCGAGCACAAAUGUGAACAGUGCCAGAAAACCUUCACGGCCAGAGCUGGUCUUCUGGCGCACAUUCGCUUCGUGCAUUCGGAGCAGUUUCUCUACCACUGCAACAUUUGCAAGAAGAAGCUGCGCACCAAAUCGGAUCACAAGGAUCACAUGGCAAAUCAUCUCGGCCAGCCGAUGUAUCACUGUGAAUUCUGUCUCAAGUCCUUCACGGCGCGCUCAUAUUACUUCGCACACAGGAAGAAGGCGCAUCCCGAGGAGCACGCGAAGCUGCCCAAGAAGCAGAAGUUUCACGUGGAGAACUGAAAAUACAUUUGCGUGCUCUUUGUCA
Messenger RNA from Phlebotomus argentipes, 2287 nucleotides. RefSeq names its product zinc finger protein 816-like. Gene Ontology annotation, cellular component: nucleus. The coding region runs from base 88 to 2262 and encodes 724 amino acids. Lineage: Eukaryota; Metazoa; Arthropoda; Insecta; Diptera; Psychodidae. Gene Ontology annotation, molecular function: zinc ion binding. The record is from RefSeq and is a predicted model, not a curated record. The transcript has 3 exons.